ACGCCGUACGGAAGCGGCGGGGAAGAUGGCGGCGCAGGAGCCGGGCCGGGAGGCGCCGUUCGCUCGGCGGAUCGACCCCCGGCGGGAGCCGGGGCUGAGCCCGCAGCAGCGGCUGCACAUGGAGCAGGUGGAGCGGACCCUGCGGAGCCGGCUCCGCGGCCGCAACGUGCUGCUGGCGUUGGGCAUCGGCGCCGUCACGGCCGGCAUCUACGCGUACACCUUCUACUCGGUGUCGCAGGAGCGGUUCCUGGACGAUCUGGAGCAGGAGGCGGAGGCGGCGAGAGCCCGGGCCCGGGCACGGGCUGAGAGCGCCGGGAGCUGACCGCGGAGCGCCCGGCCCGGCCCCGCUGAACGGCGGCGGCUGCACCCCCCGGUGCGGUGCAGGGAGAGGCGCCCGGAGCAGCCCCGCAGGCGGCUGCCUUUGCCAGGGACCUGCUCCUGGGAAGGGCAGCGCUGCCCAUCACUUCCACUAAUAAACACCCGUCUGGAGCCUG
This is a messenger RNA of Melopsittacus undulatus (budgerigar), 494 nucleotides long. RefSeq names its product cytochrome c oxidase assembly factor 3 (gene COA3). The record is from RefSeq and is a predicted model, not a curated record. The transcript is spliced from 2 exons. The coding region runs from base 26 to 322 and encodes 98 amino acids. Gene Ontology annotation, biological process: mitochondrial respiratory chain complex IV assembly. Lineage: Eukaryota; Metazoa; Chordata; Aves; Psittaciformes; Psittaculidae. Gene Ontology annotation, cellular component: mitochondrial inner membrane.